AUGCCCUGGAAGUUUGCUCCGGACGCUGACAUCUCAGCCGUCAAAGCGGAGAUCAAGGAUGAAGAUGAGCCUCGGCCUCCACCCUUUCCGCCAGCCCACGUAAAGGCGGAGCCUGUUGGCACGGCUGAUGUGACGGCAGCGCCACCAGCAACAGGUGGCGUCGAGGGAGAGGUCGACGAGAUGCCGAGACCGCCGCGCUUUGCGCCGGGAGAGCGGAGGCCGCCUCCUCGAAUUGGUGAUGACAGCGAUGAGGAGCAAGUCGACGAAGCGGCAGUGGCUGCUGCGGCAUCUCAAGGACCUGCUGCAUGCGCAGUGGAGCUUGCAAGGCUCGUCUUCAGCCGGGGCCGAAAAGCCGGAGAUCAGACGGCGCAGCGUGUGGCCACGCAGCGAUAUGCGGAGAAGGUAUCUUCUCGGCCUCGCUUCCCGCGCGAGCUCUACAUCCUGCGAGGACUUCCAGGCAUUGGCAAGACCGAGUACGCCAUGGAAAGACUGCUGGAGAUGAGGCCGCUGGACCGCGGGGAGGAGCAAGCUGCACGCUUCACUCAUGUCUGCUGCGUGGACGACUUCUUGGAGACGUUCCGAGGCCAGUCCUUCAAGCUUGAGGCAGCGCACCGGCGAAACGAGGCCCGAGCACUCCUGGCCAUGGAGGCCGGCAUCCACCCGGUCUUCAUCGACUCAUCGAACCUGCGCCUGUGGGAGAUGCGCCCGUAUCUCCUGCUAGCCGAACGCCUUGGCUACGUGGUUCACUUCGUGGAGCCAUGGGAGAUUUGCGCAAAGCGGCUGGACGGCGAAAGCACAGGUUUGAAGGAGUGUGAUUUCAGUAUUUAG
Molecule: messenger RNA, 828 nt
Organism: Symbiodinium pilosum
Lineage: Eukaryota; Dinophyceae; Suessiales; Symbiodiniaceae
Source: the annotation of a GenBank genome assembly